Pteronotus mesoamericanus is the source of this 369-nucleotide messenger RNA. RefSeq names its product DNA-directed RNA polymerase II subunit RPB11-a-like. The transcript is spliced from 2 exons. Gene Ontology annotation, molecular function: protein dimerization activity. Gene Ontology annotation, biological process: transcription by RNA polymerase II. Lineage: Eukaryota; Metazoa; Chordata; Mammalia; Chiroptera; Mormoopidae. Gene Ontology annotation, cellular component: RNA polymerase II, core complex. Bases 1 to 369 code for a protein of 122 amino acids. The record is from RefSeq and is a predicted model, not a curated record.
AUGACCAGUCCAGAUGAACGCCCACCCCCCACCUUCCAAUCGUUUUUGUUGUUCAAAGGUGAGAAGAAGAUCACCAUUAACAAGGACACUAAGGUAUCCAGUGCCUGUUUGUUCACCAUCAACAAAGAAGAUCAUACACUAAGAAACAUUAUUAAAUCACAGCUGUUGAAGGACCCAGAGGUGCUGUUGGAUGGCUACAAAGUUUCCAACCCCUUGGAACACAAGAUCAUCAUCUGUGUGCAGACCACACCAGACUAUAGGCCCCAGGAGGCCUUCACCAAUGCCAUCACAGACCUCAUUAGUAAGCUUUCACUGCUGGAAGAGCGAUUCUGGGUGGCCAUCAAAGACAAGCAAGAAGGAAUUGAAUAG